This is a messenger RNA of Paramecium octaurelia, 988 nucleotides long. Lineage: Eukaryota; Ciliophora; Oligohymenophorea; Peniculida; Parameciidae. The record is from the annotation of a GenBank genome assembly.
AUGUCGAAAUCUCGUAGUCAAUCAUCUAUACCUGCAUUUUUAUAGAAAACGUAUGAUAUAUUGGAAGUAUGAUGCUCAAUUUUAUUAAAAGAAUCCUCAAUUGUAAGAUAUUGUUGGUUGGAAUGAAGAUGGUUCAGGUUUCCUUGUGAAAAACGUGAUAGCCUUCUAAGAUUAGGUUCUUCCAAUGUACUUUAAACAUAGAAACUUUGCAUCCUUUGUUCGCUAAGUAAAUAUCAAGAGUCAAAUUUCAUAGAUGAAUAUGUAUGGGUUCCAUAAGUCAAGGAGUGAUUUAAAAGAAAAUGAGUUCAUUCAUCCCCAUUUUAAGAAGGACUAAAGGUAUUUUUUAAUGUUAUUCAAGAAAUCUUUUGAAAAAAAUAAAAAGAAAGUCUGGUGAACAUAAUGAUGAGCAAUUUGCAAUAAUGGAACUUAAACCACAUAGAAAUACCAAUUUAUAAGAUGUUUAUUAUUAAGUUUUAUUAUUAAUUAGAAAUAAAUUCAAGAAAUAUUAGCAAAAUAACAGGAGUUAGAGAAAGUUUGUAAAAUAUUAAUUGAGUAGAAUAAUAAAAUAUUAUCAUGCAAUCAACAACUUAGAAAUCAAUUGGUUUAGGAAAGGUAUAUAUCUGAAUUAAUUAGAUUCAAUGGUAAUAAAAAGAUUCAGAAGCUAAAGGAUUAUUUUUUAGGAUAAUAAUAAAUUCAAACUCUGGAAGAGGAUCCUCUACAAGUAAUCAUAUUGAAUUAGAAUUAGAAAAGAUAAUCAGCAGCAUUAUAUUAGGCCCUAGAAUCAGAUAAUGAAGAUCUGAUUGUUGCGAAUAAAAAAAAAGUGAAGGAAGACGACUCUGAUAGUACUAUUGAAAGAAUGGAUAAUCAAUACUCGAACCCACCUUUGAUGUUGACAAAUGCUGAGCACUAAGAUUUAUAAGACUUAAAUGAUGAUGGAAUAAUUCAAUUGUUGAGAGAUCAACAAUUGGAUGAUUUAUACUUUGAUUGA